Messenger RNA from Centropristis striata (black sea bass), 3325 nucleotides. RefSeq names its product sorting nexin-18-like. Gene Ontology annotation, biological process: endocytosis; endosomal transport; plasma membrane tubulation. The record is from RefSeq and is a predicted model, not a curated record. Bases 509 to 2176 code for a protein of 555 amino acids. Gene Ontology annotation, molecular function: protein binding; phosphatidylinositol binding. Gene Ontology annotation, cellular component: plasma membrane; cytoplasmic vesicle. The transcript has 4 exons. Lineage: Eukaryota; Metazoa; Chordata; Actinopteri; Perciformes; Serranidae.
CUAGGCUACUACGUGUUCCGACUGGUGCUUUAACUUACAAGCAUCUCGGGGAGAGGAGGAGAAAAAAAAGAAAAGAGAAGAGGACUUUCCCCCGGCUCUUAUCUGGAGGAAUAAAACAGCUCCAGCCGUCGAGAAGUUGUUCCUCUAACUUGAAACUCUUCUGGACAUCUUCCCUCGGAGAGAAAACUACUUUCCUCCGUGUUCUCCGACUUGGAUUAAGUUGUGCAUGGAAACAAAUGAUAUCUGAGAGGAGCGAAGGAGGAGGUGGGUGUCGGGUACUAAGCCUGUGUUUCUCUUCUUCUUGUUCUUUUAUGCAUGGAGCUCACAAACACAUACAAACCUCUUUGAUUCUGUCAAAACUGGACAAAUAGAGUCUCCAACCAGAGUUUCUGUUGUUGCCAAAAGCGUGAUCUAAUCUCAUUCAAGCUCCAGAGAGGCUUUUUUUAAAAGAGAUUGAUUGAAAAAAAACUCUUGCAGCAACAAAGGCAGGAAACAGACUUUUUAAAUUAUGGCGUUAAAGGCCAAAGUGUUGUACGACUUCCACUCGGAGAACCCCGGAGAGAUCUCCAUAAGUGAGAACGAGCUGGUGACCCUGUUCAGCGAGGAGGAGCUGGAGGGCUGGCUGGAGGGGGAGAACAGCAGGGGGGAGGCCGGCCUCUUCCCCGCCUCCUACGUGGAGAUCCUCAAGGACCACAUCACCUCCAGCACCAACAACAACGGGCUCUCCUCGCCCAAAACCAAAGCCCAGACCCCCUCCUACGCCUCCUCGGAGCCCCAGAGGGGCCUCGGGGCGGGGAGCGGCGGGAGCGCCGGCGGGAGCUUCCACACCAGUCAGGGCAGCGACGACGACUGGGACGACGACUGGGACGAUGCGUCUCCUGCAGGAGACGCUCCUCAGGGUCUGGGCAGCUCGCCCCCCUUGUACCCGGUGACCACGUCGUUGCCGGGGCGACGGGAGAGCUCCCAGCAGCACCAGCAGCAGCAGCAGCAGCAGGCCAAGAGUUCUUCGGCCACGGUGGGGAGGAACCUCAACAGGUUCUCCACCUUCGUCAAGUCCGGGGGCGAGGCCUUCCUGCUGGGCGAGGCGUCCGCCUUCGUGAAGGACGGGGACCGGAUCUGCGUGGUGAUGGGGAAGCACGGGCCCGAGUGGCAGGAGGACCCGUACCCCUUCACCUGCACCAUCGACGACCCCACCAAGCAGACCAAGUUCAAAGGCAUGAAGAGCUACAUGUCCUACGGCCUGACGCCCACACACACCAACAUACAAGUCAACCGCAGGUAUAAGCACUUCGACUGGCUGUACGCUCGUCUGGUGGAGCGUUUCCCCGUCAUCUCGGUGCCUCACCUGCCGGAGAAACAGGCCACGGGCCGGUUCGAGGAGGACUUCAUCUCCAAGAGGAGGAAGGGUCUGAUCUGGUGGAUGAACCACAUGACCAGCCACCCCGUUCUGGCUCGCUGCGACGUGUUCCAGCAUUUCCUAACGUGCGGAGCGGACGAGAAGGCCUGGAAACAAGGAAAGAGGAAGGCAGAGAGGGACGAGCUGGUCGGGUCCAACUUCUUCCUCACAAUCAGCACGCCUGCGGUGCCGUUGGACCUGCAGGAAGUGGAGAGCAAGAUAGAAGGCUUCAAGACCUUCACCAAGAGGAUGGACGAGAACAUCGUGGUGGUCAACGCCACCAUCAACGAGUUCGCUCGCAAGCAGAUGGCGGGUUUCAAGAAGGAGUACCAGAAGGUGGGCCAGGCCUUCAGCAUCCUGGGGCAGGCCUUCGAGCUGGACCAGCAGGUCUACUCCGCGGGCCUGAACAAGGCCAUCGCCUACACCGGAGAGGCCUACGAGGCGGUGGGGGAGUACUUCGCGGAGCAGCCCAGACAGGACCUGGCGCCCAUCUCUGACCUGCUGGACCUCUACAGAGGACACCUGGCCAACUUCCCCGACAUCAUCCAUGUGCAGAAAGGUGCUCUGACGAAGGUGAAAGACUGUCCGAAGCAGGAAGGCGAGCUCCACGACCGCUGCAACAUCAUUUCCUGCGCCACGCUGGCCGAGAUCCAGCACUUCCACCGCACACGCGUACGGGACUUCCGCUCCCAGAUGCAGCACCACCUCCGGGAGCAGAUCGGCUUCUUCAAGAAGAUCACCGCCAAGCUGGAGGACGCCCUGCAGCAGUACGACGAGUAGAUGACCGGUGGAAAGAAAAGAGACGGAGAGAUCAGAGAAGCUGGACUACACAAGGCCUCGAGGAAAUCAAAAAAGGGGGAAAAAAACGGAAAUGAUUGAUGGCUUCUUCCUCCUUCUUCAGUAAUAAAGAACAUCUUAUCAUCCUUUAAGAGAGAAAACUUUCUUUUUUAAGUGGUGGAUCGUGGUCUUUGUACAAGCAUUGAAAUUGAAAGAAAUAAACCACUCUUUAAAUAAAAAAAACAGGCCAUUGGACUGUGGAAUGACAGCUUGUUGGAUUAUCUGGACGCUCUGAUGAAUGUAACAGUAAGAGGGGUUUUGCUGACGCUCCAGGCACAUCUUGCAACUCAGCAGGACUGCAACAGAUAUUAAAAACAGCUGCUCUCAAAGUGCCGGGGCUGCCUCUCGCUCCAUUUCCCGGUUUUCAGGGUCACGUGAUCUCCUCUCCACGCCUCCUCCACUUCAUGGAAACCCUCCGUCCGGUCCCGGGACACGGAAACUCAACACGAAACUCCCCAAAAUCACUUUAACUGGAUGUUUUCAAUAGACUUCAUGAGUUUAAUCAUUUGGCCAAACAUCCGUUUUCCUCCGCUUAUCCUGGGGCCGGGGCCGGGUCGCGGGGGCUGCAGGCUAAGCAGAGCAUUCCAGAUGUUAAUCAUUUGUGUUGUCUCUAUAUUAUGUGUCUGUUUUUACUUGAAUGACCUGUUCAGUAUUGCUUGUUGGGACAUGACAGUAUGAAAGUGAUUGUUUGUGACUGUGGAAAGACAAAAAGUUUGCGAAAUCGUCUCCGUUGAAUGAGUUUAUAGUCGUUGGAUUUCACUGCAGAUUGAAAUUUGACCUAUUUCUGGUGUCUAACAUCUCUCACAAUUUGGAUGCUAUCACAUCUUUACUAGCAAUAUUAUAAUUUGAUGCCUGUGUUGUUCUGUAUUUUAGUGUAUGUGCUGCCAGACCUUAAAUAAUAAUUGAUUUCUCUUUUUUUUGCUGCUGCACACUGUAAAAAAAGGGUGUAUAAAAACCAGAUAAAACAGUAAAUCUGAGGGAAAUGAUCUUGCUGCAUGGACAGAUAAUUUACCUUGACAAGAUUUAUUAAAUUAAGAUUAUUAAAUCUAGAAAUAAGCAUGUUGAACACUUAAAAUAAGAAAUUAACUCUUA